AAAUUAAUAAGAAGUCUGGGAUAUAUCAACAAAGAUGGUAGUGUUAGAAAAAAAAUGGAUUUCAAAAAUGAAUUAAGCAUAAUACUUCUAAAAAACUAAAUAUCGAUAACUACAUUAUUAAUACCAAUAUUUUGACUUAAUAUUAAAGUAGUAAUUUUAAUUAUAAAUGGAUAUAGAAUGUAAUGGAAAAGAUAAUGGUUCAGCUCAAAAAGAAGUGGCCAAGUAUAUAAAGUUUUUUAUUACUAAAUCUUUACAGUCUGUUAUCCAAUCUAGAAGUGGAAGAAGAACCAAAACUAGCUGUAAUGCAUAUUCAAAAGGAUUAGAUUGGUUUAAUAUAGCUCUACCAGAAAAAAGUUCAAGUUGUCAGCUGAAUAAAAAAAUUGCCGAACUUUUUGGGAAAAAAACAAUUGGUACCCAUGAAAGUAUUUGUUUAGAUAUUGUGUUAAAAACUUUAGAAGGGCGAUUUACUGUUCUUGAAUCUUGGCAAAUAUUAAAUACAAAUAGUUUUGAAAAUGAGAAGAAAUUUAAAAAUCAAUUUUCUGUUUACAACAGAUUUUCUAUUCUUAUUAAAUCAGUAAUUGUUUUAUCAAGAAUAUUACCAUUAUAUCAUUUGAGUAGAGAGAUAGAUCAUGAUUUUUUCCUUUUUUUUAAAGUUCAUACAGAAAUAUACCCUUUGCAUAGCUAUGAAAUGCAUAACAAACUUAAUAUUGGUACUGUUGAAACACCCUGUGGUAAUAUUACUUUGUCUGUACUUUUCAAAAAUAAAAUUUGGUUAAAUGGUUCUGGAAUUCAUGUACCUUUGUAUGCAAUAUAUAAUACAGAUACACUUGUACCUCUUGAUAGACAAAAAGAUCAACUUAUUUCAGGUUUUCGUUCUUUAGAAAUAAUGGAGACUGAAAUUGCAUUAGCUGCAUCAGAAGUUGAGUCAUGUUUGCCUAAUUGGUUUUCUCCUCUUUCACCAUCAAACACAAAUGAAGCUUGCAAACCCCUAUCAAAACUAACAAAUGAAAAUUUCCAGCCCAUUGCAGCUUUUGCGAAUCCUUCUAGUGCUAUUGAUGAUUUUCCUGAUUUAGAUUUGCCAGAUUUGCCUGAUGUACCUCCUUUUCUUUCAUUACUUCAAGAACCGUCUAAUUUAAAAACAAAUGAUUGCUCAUUUAGUGAUUCAAAAACAAAUGUUAAUAAACUUGUAGAAAAUGUUAAAAUAACUACAGAUUUUUCAGCUCAAAGAGCUGAAGCUGUUGGUUAUGAAGAUGACUUUGUACUAGUAGAAUUGCGUCCAGCUUUUUGUUCAGAAGAUGGUUCAGUUGGAGGUUUAUACAGACAAUGUCAGGCACCUGCUGUAUUAGAAAUGUUUUUUUCACUAGAGCAGGAUGAACAGUAUAAUGAAGGAUUGGAUUUAGAAACUCAACUUCAAACAUACAAAAAAGAAUUAAUUAAAUAUAAAGAGUUUUUUAACAUACAAUGAUCAAUAGUUUUCAUCAGUAAAAAGUUUUUAUGAUGGUUGCUAUAAAUUCUAAUUAAUUUCUAAUACUAAA
Hydra vulgaris (swiftwater hydra) is the source of this 1535-nucleotide messenger RNA. RefSeq names its product autophagy-related protein 13 homolog. Gene Ontology annotation, cellular component: cytosol; phagophore assembly site; Atg1/ULK1 kinase complex. The record is from RefSeq and is a predicted model, not a curated record. Gene Ontology annotation, biological process: protein localization to phagophore assembly site; piecemeal microautophagy of the nucleus; autophagosome assembly. Lineage: Eukaryota; Metazoa; Cnidaria; Hydrozoa; Anthoathecata; Hydridae.